AUGUCAGACGACGAAGAUGAUUAUAUGUCAGCAGAUAUUCUGAACGGAGUUAGUGACCAACCAGUUGGAAUUGCCAAGUCAAGAGCACAUAAACGACAACUUCAGAUUCAUUCAAGAUUUGAAGAAACAAGAGAAGCAGUCAGACCAAAAAGGCCAAUAAGUCAUGCGGAGAGAGAAAAAGAACGUCGAGAUGAAGCACUGGCGAAACCGAUUAGUCAAGAAUCAAAAGGGUUCGCUUUAAUGGCAAAAAUGGGAUUUAAACCUGGUAUGACGCUUGGAAAGCAACGAGAAGACGAAAUCCGUAUAACUGAACCGAUUAGUGUUGACAUAAAAGGAAAUCGAAAAGGACUUGGCCAUGAGGUAGAAGAAGUUCAAGAGAGAAAUGAUCGAGUAGAGGCAGUGAUGCAGAAAAUGAAAGAGCAAGCGGCAAAACAUGAAGAAUUGAUUGAUGACUAUUCGAAACGGAGAAGACAAGAUGCAAAUGCGAAGCAAUUGGUAAAAGAUAUCAGAGCAUGUCGAAAAGUAUGUGAAGAGUUGGAUCAUAGAAUGCAGAAGAAGAUUCCUGACGUUGCCUGGUUUUGGAGAAGUUAUAAAAUUGUCCAAGAAGAAUCGGAGGCUCCGAAAGGAUACUAUAGAAAUCGAGACGCAGAAAAAGAAGAAGAAUACAAGUACUCAAAUGGGCUGACAGCUCCUGUAGAUCCAAACUAUGAUGUGACGAUGCCAACUGAAGAUCUGGAAGAAGCUUUAUCAAGUAUCAACACCUAUCUCCGAGAUGGACAUUUCUACUGUAUUUGGUGCGGAGCCAACUAUUGCUCUCCGGAAGAUAUGGCCGAACACUGUCCCGGAAACACUCGACGCUCCCAUCACGGAGAUGACGACCACGAAUAG
Messenger RNA from Caenorhabditis remanei, 888 nucleotides. RefSeq lists its product as uncharacterized. The coding region runs from base 1 to 888 and encodes 295 amino acids. NCBI's taxonomy places the organism in Eukaryota, Metazoa, Nematoda, Chromadorea, Rhabditida, Rhabditidae. Gene Ontology annotation, molecular function: nucleic acid binding. Gene Ontology annotation, cellular component: kinetochore. The record is from RefSeq and is a predicted model, not a curated record. The transcript is spliced from 3 exons.